Molecule: messenger RNA, 1075 nt
Organism: Linum trigynum
Lineage: Eukaryota; Viridiplantae; Streptophyta; Magnoliopsida; Malpighiales; Linaceae
Source: the annotation of a GenBank genome assembly
ACUCGCUUUUAAUUUCCUCCCCUCUUAACCAGGAACAGGCAGUUUCCUCCUCUUCUCUAAAUUCCAUGCACUCUCUCCCUCCUUCUCAUCAAUCUUCAGCUUCUCACUGAUCUGACUGACAGAUCUAUCUAGCUUAGAGAAAGAAAGAAAAAAAAAAUGCUUGAAACUCACAAGCCGAGCCCUCUCCUCAUCAACACGACGGAGGAUAAUUACCACGGCGGCUCCCCGGCCGCCGUCCCCUUCACGUGGGAAUCCCAGCCGGGGACUCCCAAGGUCAGUUUCCGCCGCCGCGACGCCACCCUCCCUCCGCCUCCGCCUCUCACUCCGCCGCCUUCCUACUUCUGCUCCGCUUCUCCCAAUCAUCACCACAGCGCCGCCACCCCGAAAAGAUUCCCAUCUCCAUCCCAUCCCGCCACGUGGAACAACAACAGCAAGAAGAAGAAGAAUCUCCUCGACACUCUCUUCUUCACCAGACGAAGCAGCAACAAGUACAGCAAGGCAACUUCAAAUACGGCGCCGUUUUCAUCUCCCGUGUAUUCUUCCUCCUCCUCGUAUUCUUCCUCGUCGUCAACGACGACGUCACGCUCCGUUCCUUCUUCCCCAGUCACUGCCCGGCCGUCUUCACAGCAGAGGAACGGCCACGUGGCAGCAGUAGCUUCCGGCCCGAAGAAGUCGUUCGGCGAUAUGCUACUAACGGGGAACCAACGUCAUCGCGAGGAUGAAGAGGAGGAUGAGUGCGAUUCGCCGGUUUCCACGCUCUGCUUCGGAGCGGGCCGUGGGCCCAGUAAUUCCAGGGCCCGGCCCGGAUGCUACGGAUCCUUCAUGAAAGUAUUGAUCAGCGCUUAAUUGGGCUUGGACAUGUGAGGACUCAAUUGUAAUAUUCUCUCGUUCAAUGAUGAUGUUUUAGGGUUUCAUAAAAUCAAGCUAAUUAUAUAUUAUGUACGUAAUUAGCUAGGAUCUGAAUUGAACGUUUUUUUUUUUGGGAGCAAUGUUGGGAGCACUUCGGCAGCUUGGUAGCUAGUUGCAUAUGCUAUGUAAUGCCAUUUGCCUGGUAUAAGAAAUCGAAAGCAAAGCU